Messenger RNA from Phragmites australis (common reed), 1665 nucleotides. Its product is annotated as protein neprosin-like. The transcript is spliced from 7 exons. NCBI's taxonomy places the organism in Eukaryota, Viridiplantae, Streptophyta, Magnoliopsida, Poales, Poaceae. The record is from RefSeq and is a predicted model, not a curated record. The coding region runs from base 280 to 1509 and encodes 409 amino acids.
GCGCAGUCGCCUGCCUUGUGGCUGGAGCCUUGGAAGCAGAGAUCUUUGCGUAGAUGAGGGACGAGUGCUCCGCUCCUUCUUCGGGCAAAGCAACAAUAUAUCCCGCCUAGCCGAGCUCACUUCAGAUUUGCAGCAGCAACUCCCAAGCAAGCCAAGCGGCACGCACCAACCCCGCCAUAGCCGGCCAAUGUAUUCUUCUUCGCCUGCUUGGGAGAAGAGCAGCAACGAGGAGAAGCCGCUCUGCGGGAGGUUUCACAAGCCAGUCAGGACCCCGCACUGAUGGCAGCCGUCCAUCUCGUGCUCCUGCUCGUUGCGCUUCUCGGCGGCUGGGCCACCGCGUCGCCGUCGGCGGCGAACGAGACGCACAAGUUCCGGCCCGGCGAGGAGCUCCAGCGGUACAGGAGGGUGCAAGCGCUGCUCAGGAGGCUCAACAAGCCGGCUCUCCGGACGAUCCAGAGCCCCGACGGCGACCUCAUCGACUGCGUGGCGGCACACCUGCAGCCGGCGUUCGACCACCCAAGGCUGCACGGCCAGCGGCCAUUGGACCCGCCAGUGAGGCCAAAGGGGCACCACCGCCGCCCCAAUGACACGGCGGACGCCGGCGUCCAGCUGUGGGCGGCGUCCGGCGAGUCGUGCCCUGAGGGGUCGGUGCCGGUCAGGCGAACCACGGAGGCGGACGUGCUCCGGGCCAGCUCCGUGAGGAGGUUCGGCAGGGCGCCCGCGGCCAGGGUGCGGCGCGACUCCGUCGCCGGCGGCCACGAGCACGCGGUGGGCUACGUGGCGGGGGACGAGUACUACGGCGCCAAGGCGAGCAUCAACGUGUGGGCGCCCAAGGUGAGCACGCCGUCAGAGUUCAGCCUCUCGCAGAUCUGGGUCAUCGCCGGAUCCUUCGGCAACGACCUCAACACCAUCGAAGCCGGAUGGCAGGUGAGCCCGCAGCUGUACGGGGACAACGCCCCCAGGUUCUUCACCUACUGGACGACGGACGCGUACCAGACGACGGGGUGCUACAACCUCCUCUGCUCGGGGUUCAUCCAGACCAACAGCAGGAUCGCCAUGGGGGCCGCCAUCUCCCCCACCUCCGGCUACAACGCCGGCCAGUUCGACAUCAGCCUUCUCGUCUGGAAGGACCCCAACCACGGCAACUGGUGGCUGGAGUUCGGCUCGGGCGAGCUGGUGGGGUACUGGCCGUCGCUGCUGUUCAGCCACCUGGCGUCGCACGCGAGCAUGGUGCAGUUCGGCGGCGAGGUGGUGAACUCGCGCGCGUCGGGGUCCCACACGGCGACGCAGAUGGGCAGUGGCCACUUCCCCGGGGAAGGGUUCGGCCGGGCGUCCUACUUCCGGAACCUAGAGGUGGUGGACUGGGACAACAGCCUCGUCCCGCUCGCCGCCGGUUUCCACGUCACCGCCGACCACCCAAACUGCUACGACAUCCAGGGCGGCGCCAAUGCCGUCUGGGGAAACUACUUCUACUACGGCGGACCAGGCAGGAACGUCAAGUGCACGUAGAGAGAGAAAUGCACGGGUCAAUGCAGAGGAGGAUACUUUUUCUUUCUUGUUUUUGUUCUUAAGGAUCUACUGUCAAUCUUUGUUGGUCUUUUCUUUUUUUUCUUCCCAAAAGUUAAUUUCUCAAAAGGGAGAAUCGAUCAUGUCCUUUCCUUUUCA